Elephantulus edwardii (Cape elephant shrew) is the source of this 2787-nucleotide messenger RNA. RefSeq names its product zinc finger protein 385B (gene ZNF385B). Gene Ontology annotation, molecular function: zinc ion binding; nucleic acid binding. Lineage: Eukaryota; Metazoa; Chordata; Mammalia; Macroscelidea; Macroscelididae. The record is from RefSeq and is a predicted model, not a curated record. The transcript is spliced from 8 exons. Bases 306 to 1493 code for a protein of 395 amino acids. Gene Ontology annotation, cellular component: nucleus.
AGUGCUUCUGGUUUCUGCACGCAUGGAGAUAUAGGAUUGAAAUUGCUUUGCUUUCUUUACAAAUGACUCAGAGUGUGCUUGUCCUUCCCUAAAAUGUUGCCGGCGUGUAAAGGAUUUUCAAUGAGCAGUGCAAUAAGCCAGCAUCUGGGGAGGUUUGGAGCUGCACUGUUAUAACGUGGUCCUGUCACACAGAUAAUCAGGGCUGGAGUCAAGUCUCGGUGGCUCUGUGCAUUGUACUGGUCACAUACUGGAAGUUUUGUUUAUUCAACUUGGCUGCUCUCUAGGCUGCUGAGAGCCCUGCCAGGAUGUGGAGUGGACUUCCUAGCAGAGGCAGUACAUGCCACACUACUCCCCUCCCAGCUCUUGUGCGCACACCCACUCUGAUGAUGCAGCCUUCACUGGAUAUCAAACCAUUUAUGUCUUUCCCAGUGGACAGUAGUUCUGCUGUUGGGCUCUUUCCAAAUUUUAACACAAUGGAUCCUGUUCAAAAAGCAGUCAUAAACCACACAUUUGGAGUGUCCAUUCCCCCAAAGAAGAAACAAGUUAUUUCUUGUAAUGUAUGUCAACUUCGCUUUAACUCGGAUAGCCAGGCCGAGGCCCACUACAAAGGAAGUAAACAUGCCAAGAAGGUCAAAGCACUAGAGGCAACGAAAACUAAACCCAAAAUGGUUUCUUCCAAGGACAGCGCAAAGGCUAAUCCCAGCUGCUCCAUCACUCCAAUCACAGGCAACAGCUCUGACAAAUCAGAAGAUAAAGGAAAAUCGAAAGCCAGUAGUUACAGUCAGCCGUCAAGCGCUGAAGGUAGCUCGUUCCUCCUCAAAUCUGGCACAACACUCCUGCCACCUGGAGCAGCCACUUCUCCCUCCAAGAGCACAAACGGAGCUCCUGGUGCCGCUUCUGAAUCAGAAGAAGAAAAAGCCAAAAAAUUACUCUAUUGUUCACUAUGCAAAGUGGCUGUGAACUCCCUGUCACAGCUGGAGGCACACAACACAGGCUCUAAACACAAGACAAUGGUUGAAGCUCGUAAUGGGGCUGGCCCAAUUAAGUCCUACCCUAGACCUGGAUCAAGGUUAAAGAUGCAGAAUGGCAGUAAGGGGUCUGGACUACAGAACAAGACGUUUCAUUGUGAGAUUUGUGAUGUCCAUGUUAAUUCAGAAAUUCAGCUGAAACAGCACAUCUCUAGCCGUAGGCACAAGGAUCGAGUUGCAGGGAAACCACUGAAGCCGAAAUACAGUCCUUACAACAAACUCCAGCGGAGCCCAAGUAUUUUAGCAGCAAAACUUGCAUUCCAGAAGGACAUGAUGAAGCCUUUGGCCCCGGCCUUCUUGUCAUCGCCCUUGGCGGCGGCAGCAGCAGUGUCCACUGCGCUGUCACUACCACCCCGGCCAUCUGCCUCGCUCUUCCAGGCUCCAGCCAUACCUCCAGCUCUCCUGAGGCCGGGCCAUGGGCCCAUCAGGGCCACUCCCGCUUCCAUCCUCUUUGCUCCAUACUAAUGCCUGCAAGUUCCAAGACGGUUGAGACCAGUAAGAAAGUUGAGGAGGAAAUCCAAAACAAUUCAGCAAUUUCAGCAUUUUUGCGUUGCAGUACCCCUCACUUACCCACAAAAUGUAGCAUCUCACCCCUUAACCUGAGCUCCCAAGAACAGCAGAUCACUAGAUUCAAGAGUGCUUUGUGGGGUGUGUGUAUGAUUUAGGGAUCUAAGCAGCACAGUCUAUACCCUUCUCUUCUCCUACUCCACCUUCUCUGCCCCAUUCAGUCUGAGUAUCUGAAAUAUUUGAUUAGUUGAGAAAGUAUUGCUCAGAAAGAGGUGGGGGAAGUCAUUCUCCACCAUUUUCCCCAUGAGUGUGAUCUGGCUUAGGAACAAUAUGGAAUAUUUUCCUGACAGGCUUGAAAACUAGGAUCUUCCUCAUGCGUCUGUAAAUAACUCUGGAAUCUAACUGGGCAUAUUCUAGUGUGGAGUGAAAAAAAACUAGAUGAACACAAGUACUCACUUGCGGAUACCAUUUAACCAACGGAUCACAGCAUUUUCUCUUUUGGUGUACUAUUGUUGACAGGGAUUGUGUACUGUUUUAGACCCAAGUACUGUUGUAUCCUGUGUAGUACUAGAUCUGUAUCUCUUGUCUGAAUUUAACAUUUUUAGUUGCUGUGUAAAUGUUAGGAAGCAAAAUAACUUUGAAUUUUUCUCUUCAGGAGAACAAAUGAUAAAGCAAUGUGUUUUCUUUGUUUCACAUUUUAUUUGAGAUAUUUAAAAGAAAUAGAAAGCCAUAUAACAUAGCUAUAAUUACUACCUGUUUCCUAUUUUUUGUUGUUGUUGUUUAACUUAUUUUGUAGCUUCCUCACUGGUUUGAGUUGCUGAGCAUAUGUAUUCAAACAGAAAAAAGAGCUUCCUAAAUUGCACAUUUUUUGCACCUCUUGUGCAUUCUGCAAGAAGACAAUGAAUCCAUGUAUUUCUACGCAGUCACCUUCUUUAUUUUUAAACCUGUUCUCAUUUGUAAUGAUGCUACAUAAUUUUGUGGCUCCCUAAUGCAAUAAUGUACAGAAGAUUAAAGAAAUUUAUAAUUGAACAACUUGUCUUUCUGUUCACUAGAUCUGUUGCAGGUCCUGUUGCCAUGCCCCCCUUUCUACACUGGUAUCAACAAGACUGGAAUGUUUGUGAUAUCAGGGGCAAGAGGUAUCAUUAAAUAACAAAAUAGAGUUAACUCUUUUAGAGCAUCUAUAUCUUCAAUCUGUAAAUGGUAAAAUGUCUGUGUAUUUUUUUAAAUGUAUCUUUUCAAUAAAAGUACAAAA